GAACAAAUUUCGCAUCCACAUGUUAGUAAAACUCUUCUCUCUCACAGAUGGGCGGCGGGACUCAGUGAACGCCAGCGCGGGGGAGCAUCUGGUGUCCGCCGCGCCCCGCCCCACCGCACCAUGACACGCCCUUGAUAGCAGCGGCAGCCAUAGGGCGGCGCGGAGGGAAACCAGGAAAAAAUCACAACCACCACCUUACACCACCACUACUACCACUACAGAAUGUUCAACACCACGUAAUCCCCACUCACCCAUCACCACCACAUCCAUCACCAUCACAUCACAAACACACCACCACCACAACCACCUCCAUCACCACCAACACAACACCACCACGGCGACCACCACCAAGAUCUUCAACGACCUGAGCUGUGAGGUCGGCGGGUCGGGCGAGGCCGUGCAGGUGCAACACUACAAUGUCCUGGCUCGAUCCAAGACCACCAACAUGGACUCCGGCAGCAGGAACCUCCCCGGCCCGGACGCAAAGGAGAAGAACAAGAGCAGAGACGCGGCUUCCACAUCCAACGCCGCCGCCGCCGCUGCUGCCGCCGCCUCCACCCGAGAGAAGAUCAUCAACAAGAGCAUCCCCCACAGGUUCUCCUUCAGAAGCGGGCCGGCGGACAAAGGGAAGAAGCAGAUCAAGAGGGGUUUGAGUCUGAGUCUGCGGCGGUCUGCGUUGUGGAGCACGCUGCAUGCCAAGACGAUGGAGAUCCCCGAGAGACUGCGCCGGGAGGAACGCAAGCUGGCCAAGGUCCCUCGCCUUCAGAUCUGGCUCAGCACGGACCAGUCGCCUCGGGAACCGCCACCGGGUGAGCAGCAGGUCCUCAACAACACCAGGGAGCCGCUGCCCAAAGUUCACCUGGACCAGCCUCGCGCCAUCUACCGCAGCGCCAGCGAGGGAACCAAGUGGAAGAUCGUGGUGGACGGCUCUUCCCCGCCGCCCCAACGUGAUGGCAUCCCCGGCGUCUCUUACGACCGCAACGAGAGGCCGAAAAGCCCCGUAGAGAAGCAACCCACGUGGCCUAUGACGCAGCCCCACUACUUCAACACACGCCCCAAGCUCACCCAUCAGGACAACAUACAGCUGCAGCUCCUCCAUCAGCAACAACAGCAACAACAGAAGCAGCAGCAGCAGCAACCGCCCCAGCAGCAGCAGCAGCAGCAGCAGCCACCACAGCAGCAACAGCAGCAGCAGCAGCAGCAACAGCAACAGCAGCAGCAGAGGAGCGUUGAGGGUGAGCGUCGCCGUCUGGAGCUGCCCCGUCAGGACGCCGUGGCGGAGGAGACAGACACACGCGAAACUGACCCGCUCAAGCCCGACGAGGGGCAUCGGGACCUAUCGGACGAUAUAACCAUCGCCGACCUUCCCCUCCCUGUCCCCGCCCAAGCCCCCGCACGCUCUCAACGCCCCCGCCUCCUCAAGACCCCCAAUUGCCUGGGUGUGGGAAAUCUGUGGCCACGCCGGUUUUCUGCAUCUUCGAGGUCGGGUUCGGAUGAGAAGAGCGACAUAUCGGAGGUUGGUGGAGGAGGGUUGGAAGCCGCCAGGAGGAAGUGCUCGCGGUCGGACAGUCUGCACAGCGACCAUGGCGGGCCUGAGAUGGUCACGCUCUCUGUCAACUCCAUGUGUUCCUUCAGCGAGAGCGGCUCUCCAGCCUCCUCCCGCCUCUCCCUCCGCUCGGAGCUCUCCCGCACCCACUCCCUCUCCCAGCCGCCCCCGCGCUCUCGUUCCAACACAGUAGAGAAGCGGUCAAGUUUCCGGCUGCAGAUACCAGGUCAAGAUGGGUCGCGUCCCCGACGGCCGUCACUCCUCAGCCUCCGCUCCCUGGCUCGCUCUCUCAACCCGUACUUCAGCAUCGACUACGACUACGACUCUUUCGACUACGACUCCACCCAGGCCGGCGCGCUGCCCUACCACCAGCCGUACCUGCCCGAGCCGGUGCCCAAGCUGUCCUUCACGCAGAAGCUGGCCUUCCCGACCCUUGUGCAGAACUCUAUCGACCGCCCCAAGCCCCGCGACCCAUACAUGGAGGCGGAACACAACAUGAACACCUUCGCCAAGAUUAUCACCAUUGUCGUGCUUGCGCUGGUGACGGUGCUGGUGCUCGGCGUGCUGUACAAGCUGCUCCACUAGUGCCGCGUCUCUCUCUCUCUCUCUCUCUCUCUCUCUCUCUCUCUCUCUCUCUCUCUCUCUCUCUCUCUCUCUCUCUCUCUCUCUCUCUCUCUCUGCCUUAUGCCUUACGAAUUUCUAACAUCCCUGUCCCUCCCUGUCCUUGUACAGAUCUCUUCUCUUCCUCCUCCUCCUCCGUAUUAUUUGCCCUCCCUCACCUUCUCCCUCCCCUCCGCCUCCUCCCUCUUUAUUGUCUCCUCAUAACGUACGAGUAAUUAAUCUUUCGCCCUUCAUAUCGUCGUUUCUUAAUAGUUGAUAAUGAUAAUUGUUCUCAACCUUUACGAGACAUAUCUGCGUGAAAUGAAGAAAGAAAAUCCAAAUCAUAUUUUUGUCUGGUCUAUUUUGCUAUGAGUCAAUACGGAGAAACUGAUAAUCUGUUAUUACAAUCACUUGUUGAUUGUCGUUGUUUCCGCCUCCGCCUCGGUGUUCCUCCUGACACAGGGAUUCCCUGAGGCGCGUCUCGUUCCCCGCGGGUUACUACUCAUGAUCUGGUGUAAUGUUGUGUAAACACUCGUAAUGUUCAUAUUUAAUGAUGAUGUAUAUGUUUUAAAAGAUAAUAUUAUUAUUGCAUGUAGUAGACGUACACACAAACACGCACCUGACGUACUGGAGGGAGAUGACAAGCAGUACGUACUGAGUCAACCGUUGCUUUGUACUGAGUGGCUGAGUGAGGGAGGCGCAGGCACUCACCACUCAGAUUUUUGAGGGGAUCACUCCCCGCCUGUUUUUUAAUGCUUCAGUCAGCUCUUUCUCGGACAGACAACCUUUUUUGCCUGUUUCUUGCCCGCUGCUGGCCUUGGCUCCUGUUACUGGGCUCCUGGUGUGAGAGAACAGUUAGUUACCUGACAAGGAGACAAGACCGCGCGCGAGCGGCUCAGGUGCAGCGUUGGUGUGCGGCGACAAAUAAUGUUAAGUCCUGGCCUUCCCUCGCCCAGGUGAGCGGGGACUCUGCGCCCCGCCGGCAGACUUGUGUAUAACAGACCCUGGCCAGGCGUGUACGCGUGGGAGGGGAAGUCGGUUAUCAGGGUUGAAGAACGAGGGGUGCGAUAAGAGGACGAUGGAAGGACUGUUGUUGGCUGUUUGACUAAAAGUGGUCAAAGCGAUGCCGAUGAGGGGAUGUUCGAGGCUUCGAGUUUAUAAAGCCUGUGGGAAUUCUUCGUCCAACAGCGAGGAUUGUGUGGUCGGCAGUUGCAUCUUGGCUGUUGUGUGUGCGUUUAGAACCGCUGCUAUUCUGGCCGAAAGUGAACGUGGUGAAGAUUGGUCUGGUUGCUACGGUGUGGUGGAGUUGAGCGUACGGAAGAUACAAGCAAUGGGGAUGAAGUUGAUGUCCUCGUGGUGUGGUCAUCUUAUGGAAAGAGCACUGUGGAUCGGUGCUGCGGACGGAGCAGUGCAAGAAUUUGGUGUAAUGGUGACCGCUGCAUUCUACAACAUCCAGUGACUGCAAGCGAGUCUUAGAGGUGGACCACGGACAUCUGUUGGGUGUUACAUCAGUUGGCUGAUACAGCAAGUUUUAUAAGUUUAUCCAGAGAAUAGGUGGCCCAGGCCUGUCUGGUGUUGCAAGUCCAGUGCGGUACAUGAAAAUAAGUUGGCAUUGUGCAUCAUAGUGGUUCUUCUGUGUGUAAGACUUUGUGGCUGGUUGGUUACUGGUAUAAGCUGCGUUUGAUAAGUCAAAGGACUCCUCACAUUUAUAUUUUUAUUUUUUUUCUUAAUAAAUUAUUUUUCUGCGAGA
This is a messenger RNA of Scylla paramamosain (green mud crab), 3896 nucleotides long. RefSeq names its product probable serine/threonine-protein kinase tsuA. Gene Ontology annotation, biological process: nuclear polyadenylation-dependent snRNA catabolic process; nuclear polyadenylation-dependent snoRNA catabolic process; TRAMP-dependent tRNA surveillance pathway. Gene Ontology annotation, molecular function: RNA binding. Gene Ontology annotation, cellular component: TRAMP complex. The record is from RefSeq and is a predicted model, not a curated record. The coding region runs from base 446 to 2131 and encodes 561 amino acids. The transcript is spliced from 12 exons. NCBI's taxonomy places the organism in Eukaryota, Metazoa, Arthropoda, Malacostraca, Decapoda, Portunidae.